Haliaeetus leucocephalus (bald eagle) is the source of this 996-nucleotide messenger RNA. RefSeq names its product SLC2A4 regulator (gene SLC2A4RG). The transcript is spliced from 7 exons. Gene Ontology annotation, cellular component: nucleus. Gene Ontology annotation, molecular function: DNA-binding transcription factor activity; RNA polymerase II cis-regulatory region sequence-specific DNA binding. Gene Ontology annotation, biological process: regulation of transcription by RNA polymerase II. The record is from RefSeq and is a predicted model, not a curated record. The coding region runs from base 1 to 996 and encodes 331 amino acids. NCBI's taxonomy places the organism in Eukaryota, Metazoa, Chordata, Aves, Accipitriformes, Accipitridae.
AUGGCUCGUAGAGGGAUCCACCUGGUGACCGGACUUGGCCGGCGGAUGCCGCUGAUCUGGGCUCCUCUCCCCUGCGGCGGCCGGGGGCUGCCGGCGGGAGCCGAGGGCUGGCUGCCACAUCUGGGGGAGCCGCUGCCGCGCCGGGAGCCGGCCAGCCGGGAAGCGAUGCUGCGGGUGCUGGACGCCGGGCUGGAGCGAUGCCUGGCGCUGCAUUCGGCGUACAUCCCCGUACCCCGGCACAGGAAGCUCUCGGGCAAGGCGGGCAUCGACGAGGUGAUGGCGGCCACGGUGCUCACCAGCCUCUCCACCAGCCCACUGGUGCUCGGUCACCCGCCUGCCACCCCCGCCCCAGAGCCCGGCGGUGAGGUCUGGAAGGAGGCACCCGCCAUGUCCUCCAGCUGCAGCAGCAGCAGCAACACCAGCGGGGACUGGAGCUGGGACCCCCCCAGCGACCGCUCCACCCCCUCCACCCCAUCGCCCCCGCUCUCCAGCCACGUCCCCAGCACUUUCCUGCCCGCCCCGCUGCCGGACGAGGGCCCCGACGAGCCCGACGGCACCCACUUCGUCUUCGGAGAGCCCAUGCCGCGGAAGAGGAAGAACUCCACCAAGGUGAUGUUCAAGUGCUUGUGGAAGAGCUGCGGCAAAGUCCUCAGCAGCUCCUCAGGGAUGCAGAAGCACAUCCGAACUGUGCACCUUGGCCGGAAAGCCGACCUCGAGCAGAGCGACGGCGAGGAGGACUUCUACUACACGGAGCUGGACGUGGACGUGGACUCGCUGACGGACGGGCUCUCCAGCCUGACGCCCGUCUCCCCCACCUCCUCGGUGCCGCCCGCCUUCCCCGGCCCCGAGGCGCAGGGUCCAGUGCCGCCGGCGUUGCCGAGUCCCGACCUGGCGUUGGCCUCCCCCCGCAGCCCCCCGGCCCCCCCAGGUCUCUGCCACGUCCACACCGACCACGCGUACCAGCCGCUCGGCGCCGGCGUUGCAGCCGAGCUCUGA